UUCUCUCUCUCUCUGAGAGGGGUUAGGGUCUGGAACUGGAAGGCGAGUGCCUACAAGGUGGGAGUUGGGGGUCCUCUCCUCCUUGGGAAGCCACAUCUGGUGCUAGGAGAAGGGUGGAGAAAUGGCUGCAGCAGGCCACUGCGUCCGAUCUCGCCUCCGCGACCUCAUGGUUCGGCCCUUGAGGGAGAAGUGCCACGGCUCCCUCGCCUCCUUUCUGCUAACUGGCGACGACGUCAACGCGAACGGAAGCCGCUUCGGAGAGAACCCCCGCCUUUACCACCAUGUUGCCGCAAGCACUAUUUUGGGCGGCAAGGGGAGAACCAUCGGUUCUGAAACCAACUAUGAGGUCACUGGUGGACUAUGUCGAUUAGGUAGAUUUGGACAUGGGCUUUCAUUUGGCUCUCGUUUUUAUUCUACAGACAAAGACGAUGUAGAGAGAGAAAAGUUGGCAAAGGAGCUCUCCAAGGAUUGGAGUGCAGUUUUUGAACGGAGUAUAAAUACGUUGUUCUUAACUGAAAUGGUGAGGGGUAUGAUGCUGACACUGAAGUACUUCUUUGAGAGGAAGGUUACUAUCAACUAUCCAUUUGAAAAGGGACCUUUGAGUCCUCGUUUUCGUGGUGAACAUGCACUUCGCCGAUAUCCAACAGGGGAGGAACGUUGUAUUGCUUGCAAGCUAUGUGAAGCGAUUUGCCCAGCUCAGGCAAUCACAAUUGAAGCUGAAGAACGUGAAGAUGGAAGCCGUAGAACAACUAGGUACGAUAUCGACAUGACAAAAUGCAUCUAUUGUGGAUUCUGCCAAGAGGCUUGCCCUGUUGAUGCCAUUGUGGAAGGUCCCAACUUUGAGUUUGCUACCGAAACGCAUGAGGAGCUGCUUUAUGACAAGGAGAAGCUGCUGGAAAAUGGGGAUAGAUGGGAAACAGAGAUAGCAGAAAAUCUCCGAUCCGAGAGUCUGUAUCGAUGAGAAGGCAGUUAAAUGUUUUUGCCUGCUGCUUAAGUGGAUGGAUGAAACAUGAAAUAAAAGUUCCGAUCUGAAGAGGGUAUCUUUUGAUGACUUUGUCUAUUUUUGUUUCUUGUAUCAGAAUUCAAAUCCAUUGUAACUUCGUCCCUCCUUCCCUUGUUUAUCUCGCUUCUGUUCGCUAACGUUUGACAUCUAUUGAAGAAUAAACUUUGAUGCAA
Nymphaea colorata (pocket water lily) is the source of this 1176-nucleotide messenger RNA. RefSeq lists its product as uncharacterized. Gene Ontology annotation, cellular component: membrane. Gene Ontology annotation, molecular function: 4 iron, 4 sulfur cluster binding; NADH dehydrogenase activity. The coding region runs from base 122 to 961 and encodes 279 amino acids. Gene Ontology annotation, biological process: mitochondrial respiratory chain complex I assembly; mitochondrial electron transport, NADH to ubiquinone. The transcript is spliced from 8 exons. The record is from RefSeq and is a predicted model, not a curated record. Lineage: Eukaryota; Viridiplantae; Streptophyta; Magnoliopsida; Nymphaeales; Nymphaeaceae.